Messenger RNA from Schistocerca piceifrons (Central American locust), 2345 nucleotides. RefSeq names its product CKLF-like MARVEL transmembrane domain-containing protein 8. Gene Ontology annotation, cellular component: membrane. NCBI's taxonomy places the organism in Eukaryota, Metazoa, Arthropoda, Insecta, Orthoptera, Acrididae. The record is from RefSeq and is a predicted model, not a curated record. The coding region runs from base 195 to 746 and encodes 183 amino acids. The transcript has 5 exons.
GAUGUCGUUUGGUAGGCGUCACCUAUUUUGAGUGGUGAUGCGCAGUGGGCGUUGUGUGUGCUGUCUUCGUGGGAGGGAAACAAUCGAUCUGCAAGCUGAAACCUUCCGUUACUAGUAGGACAGUCCUCUGUGUUUAUCCGCUGUGUUCAAAUAUUGUGUAUUUUGGAAUUACUUCUGAAGAAUUUUAAAAAAAUAUGGCUGAUCCAGGAUUUCCAAGUCAGCACGUGACAACAACAGGCACAACAACAGUUACAAAUACAACUGUUUCACCAGUUAUUCGUUUUGAUAAAACUUAUAUCAAGACAACUCCGGGCAUCUUGAAAGUGGCUCAGAUAAUUUUCAAUCUGAUUGGUUUCAUAUGCAUCUCGGUAUCUUACCAGUGGUGGCAGUCACGUGGUGGCUGGUUUAAUACAGUCUCAAUGACAGGAUUCUGGUUCACGGGGAUUAUGCUGCUGUUUUACUUGUUUCACGUCAUUGAGAAGUUCUACAAGGUUCCAUGGCUAAAAAUUGAAUUUGUGUUCUGUGCUGUGUGGACUUUCUUUUACUUAAUUGCUGCUUCUCUGGCUGCUGACUAUGGGAGGCAUGAUGAAGCAUAUGGUGCAGCUGCAUUUUUUGGGUUUGCUGCGAUGGUUGCAUAUGGAGUUGAUGCAUAUCUGAAGUUUGUGGCAGUACGAUCUGGUAGCAUAGCUCAAGGUCAACGAACUGUUCAGAAGACCACAAGCACAGUAACGUCCCCUGCAUAUUAAAAUUACUGAAAGUUUAAAAGACUUUACAACCUCUGUAUGAAGUGUACUGUUAUAUCAAAUGCCUUAUUUAACCAGUUUCUAUUAAUGUUUAACGCAUUUCACUCAUGUGUUUUGUACUGAAUUAUACAUAUAAUUGUUGCAAUGUAUUUAGAUACCAGAUUUUUUGUGUACCUGGUGUCAUAGUGAUUGCUAAGAUAGUACUGGUUACACUAGAAUAAUUGUAUAUUUUUGUAUGCUAGUUCAGCUGUUGUAUUUGUUGGAUAUAAUGUGACUAAUUGUUGAACUUUGUAAACUGAUAUUUUAUUGCUAGUUGUUUCUGGACCAAUCAGCCCACCAAAAAUGUUCAUAAAGUUUUCUCUGGCAACUUUUUGAAGAUUAUCCAUGUUAGUAGACAAGCAAUGAUAAAAACUGUAGCAGUAGGCUUGAUACAUUGUUUGCUGACUGCCCUUAACAUCAAAAAUGGUUUUAAACAACACGUCCACUAGUCAGUGUAAAGAUAAUAUUCACAAGCCUUUUUGUUAUCACAAGCGUUUUAUACUUAACUGGAAAAUACCAUGUCUUAUUAGAACUGAACUUCUUGAAAAUAUUUCCACGUAACUGUAAAAUAUUCAGUAAUACUUUGCUAGUGUUCGGCAUAAAUUGAAUGUUUAUUAGCAGUAGUUGUUGUGGGAAACUGUUGUAGUGAAUGCUGGACAUUCCACACAAAAAGGAACAAAUACUUUACAUUAAUGGUAAAACCUUGUUUAAUUUAAAUAUUCAUAAACUAAUCAGGUUUUAUAGCCUAUUUUAGAAAUAUUUGUGUACUAUUCAGGAGCAGUUUUUGCUCCUUCAGAUAUUUGUAACAUGUAACAUUUGUUGUUCUAUUCUCCUAAUGAGAACUUUUACCUUUUUUCUGUUAAUAAUUGCUCAUGCAGAAGUUCAUAUGUCAUUUAAUAAUUGAAUCUCAAAUCACUUCUUUAAUCACUGUAUUGUGUAAAAGUGUACAGUUGUCAGAAAUAUAUUUUCAGUUAACAUUUUCGGCAGGCAGAUAAAUUUGAUUAUGCUGUCCUUGAAUGGCACUUGUAGUUACUCAUUCAUUGUAAAAAAUAAUGGAAAUUUCCUAUAGUGUAUUGAUUCAUGGAGCACAGUAACACACAAUGGAAAAUGUCAUUUACACUAGCUUUCAAGUACUAGCUCUUUUUGCAGCAAUACUGCACACACACACAUACACAACAAAAUCCACACAAACCCAAAUGCACACUUUCAUGGCUGAGCCUUGCUGUGGCCAUAAGAGUGCAUUUUGGGUGCCUGUGUGUUUGUGUUUGGGAAUGUGUAUACUAUAGCUGGAAAAAGAGCUAGUGCCUGAAAGCUAGUGUGAAUGUUGUUUUGUGUUACUGUGCUUCAUGCAUCUAUCCACUAUAGGUGAGUGGUUGCCUUACACUUAUUUUAUGUAUUCUUCAGUGUUCUAGUUUUUUUAUGAAAUUUUGCUGGUUUUAGAUGAAAGUUGACUACGCAAGUAAUAUUAGUCAGAAGAGUAGGUAUCAAUAGUUGGCAAUUUAUGUACUCCUUAUUUUCUUGUGUAUGUGUUCGUAUUGUACCAUAAUAUACCCUUUAUCAGCU